CUUAUAAUAAAAUCAAUGGAUCCAUUCCCUCCGAAAUAGGGAUGCUGAAAAAUCUGGCCAUUUUAUACCUUUCUUGGAACAUGCUCGUCGGUCCAAUCCCUUACACUCUAAGUCAUUUAACUAAUUUGAAAUAUUUGCUCCUUGCUCAGAAUAAAAUCAAUGGAUCCAUUCCCUCCGAAAUAGGGAUGCUGAAAAAUCUGACCUAUUUAGAUCUUGGUUCAAACAUGCUCGUCGGUCCAAUCCCUUCCACCAUUGGUUAUUUAACUAAUUUGGAAUAUUUGUUCAUUGGUCAGAAUAAAAUCAAUGGAUCCAUUCCCUCCGAAAUAGGGAUGCUGAAAAAUCUGACCUAUUUAGAUCUUGGUUCAAACAUGCUCGUCGGUCCAAUCCCUUCCACCAUUGGUUAUUUAACUAAUUUGCAAUCUUUACACCUUGAUCAGAACAAAAUCAAUGGAUUCAUUCCCUCCGAAAUUGGGAUGCUGAAAAAUCUAACCGAUUUAAACCUUUCUUCGAACAUGCUCGUCGGUCCAAUCCCUUUCAUCUGGGAUAAUUUAACUAAUUUAGAAUAUUUAGACCUUAGUGUAAACUACUUAAUUGGAAGCAUUCCCUAUCACGAGGAUAACCUUUAUUGGGUGAAAUAUGUUAACCUUAGUCAUAACUUUAUUAGAGGAGAAAUACCCGUUGCAUUUGGGAGUGUUGUAGGAGCCCAUUUGUCGAGUUUGGAUCUUAGCUACAAUAAGCUUACGGGCCAUAUCCCCCCUUCUCUCAUUUAUAUAAAAGAAAUUGACUUGUCACACAAUUCUUUGAAGGGUCGAAUUCCAGACGGUUUUGAUCGGUAUCAUAAAUCCUACACAUUAACUGGAAAUAGGGAUUUAUGCGGUCAAUUUAAGCUUUUCCCUCCAUGCCCCAAGAGUAAAAAAUCAAUAGUAACCAAAAUAAAAUUUUUCGCUCCCAUCACCACUUUCCUCGGAUUCCUAGUUAUUGGGGGUAUUCUCUUGUCUCGUUGUGUGUUUAAGAAAAAUCAGUUUGAGUUAAGAGAAUCUAAGAAUGGAAACAUAUUCUCGAUAUGGAAUUAUGACGGACAUAUUGCAUAUGAAGACAUCAUUGAAGCAACUGAGGAUUUUCACAUCAGAUAUUGCAUUGGAACUGGUGGUUAUGGUAGCGUUUACAAAGCAGAAUUACCAAGCGGAAAUGUGGUUGCCUUAAAGAAACUUCAUCAGAGAGAGGCUGAGAAUCCAGUUUUCUAUAGGAGUUUUAUAAAUGAAGUGAGAGUGUUAACAGAGAUUCGACAUCGAAAUAUUAUGAAGUUGCAUGGAUUCUGUGUACAUAAAGGAUGCAGAUUUUUAAUUUAUGAGUACAUGGAAAGGGGAAGCCUAUUUUGUGUCCUAAGAAAUGUUGAUGAAGCUAUGGAACUUGAUUGGAGCAAGAGGAUAAACAUCAUCAAAGGCACGGCACACGCCUUAUCUUACAUGCAUCACGAAUGCAUCCCAGCAAUUGUUCAUAGAGAUAUAUCAUCCAACAACAUUUUGCUGAACUCCAAAUUCCAAGGUUUUAUAUCUGACUUUGGAACUGCUAAACUCCUUGAUCCUGACUCUUCCAAUCAAACAUUGGUUAUUGGCACUUAUGGUUAUAUUGCUCCAGAGUUUGCUUACACAAUGACAGUUACUGAAAAAUGCGAUAUAUAUAGCUUUGGAGUGGUGGCACUAGAAGUAUUAAUGGGAAGGCAUCCGGGAGAACUCUUGUCCUCAUUAUCAUCAUCAUCAUCAUCAUCAUUUCAAAAUAUGAUGCUUAAUGGAAUAUUAGACAGACGAUUGCCACUCCCAAAUCGUCUAAUUGGACAGGAUAUUUUGCUUGUUGCUACAAUAGCAUUUGCAUGCCUUCAUACUCAGCCAAAAUCUCGACCAACAAUGAAAUGUGUGUCACAAGAAUUUCUCUCUCGCAGGAAGCCGAAUGUCAUACCCUUGACUACGGUUUCACUCAUGCAACUAAGCAAACAAGCAGUAUAUAUGGAAGGAUCAGGAUUUGCUUAUUGUUAGGGUGUUUUUUGUGUUGUCAAGGUGUUAUAUACAUU
This is a messenger RNA of Juglans microcarpa x Juglans regia, 2068 nucleotides long. RefSeq names its product probable leucine-rich repeat receptor-like protein kinase At1g35710. The transcript is spliced from 2 exons. Lineage: Eukaryota; Viridiplantae; Streptophyta; Magnoliopsida; Fagales; Juglandaceae. The record is from RefSeq and is a predicted model, not a curated record. Bases 42 to 2033 code for a protein of 663 amino acids. Gene Ontology annotation, molecular function: ATP binding; protein kinase activity; protein binding. Gene Ontology annotation, biological process: protein phosphorylation.